CACAGGAACGAGCGCUCGCACUCCAGCCCUUCGCUCAGUUCGGUUCGCUUCAGACGCGUGUGCGCAUCCAGCCUUCAUCCCUCCGCAGUAAUCCCAAGGAAAAAAUCAAGUAAGCAGCCAUGGAUGCCAUCAAGAAGAAGAUGCAGAUGCUCAAGCUCGACAAGGAGAAUGCCUUGGACAGAGCUGAGCAGGCCGAGAGCGAUAAGAAAGCGGCGGAGGACAGAAGCAAACAGCUUGAGGAUGACCUCGUAGCACUGCAGAAGAAACUGAAGGGCACUGAGGAUGAGCUGGACAAAUUUUCAGAGGCUCUUAAAGAUGCCCAGGAGAAACUGGAGGUGGCUGACAAGAAAGCCGCAGAUGCUGAGGCAGAUGUAGCUUCCCUGAACCGACGUAUCCAGCUGGUUGAGGAGGAGUUGGAUCGCGCACAGGAGCGUCUGGCCACAGCUCUGCAGAAGCUGGAGGAGGCUGAGAAGGCUGCAGAUGAGAGCGAGAGAGGCAUGAAGGUCAUUGAGAACAGGGCUAUGAAGGAUGAGGAGAAGAUGGAAAUCCAGGAGAUCCAGCUUAAAGAGGCCAAACACAUCGCUGAGGAGGCUGACCGCAAAUACGAGGAGGUGGCCCGUAAGCUGGUGAUCGUUGAGGCUGAGCUGGAGCGUACAGAGGAACGUGCUGAGCUGUCUGAGGGUAAAUGCGCUGAGCUUGAGGAAGAGUUGAAAACUGUGACCAACAACCUGAAGUCCCUGGAAGCCCAGGCUGAGAAGUACUCACAGAAGGAGGACAAAUAUGAAGAGGAGAUCAAGGUCCUGACUGACAAACUGAAGGAGGCUGAGACCCGUGCCGAGUUCGCUGAAAGAUCAGUCGCCAAGCUUGAGAAGUCCAUUGACGACCUUGAAGAUAAACUCUCACAUGCUAAAGAAGAGAAUCUUGAUAUGAACCAGAUGUUGGAACAGACUCUAUUGGAGCUCAAUAACAUGUGAACAACCUGGUCGCACGAUGAUGAUGUCUGCAUUUUGUAAUCCUUGUGUUGUUUUUUUCAUCAUGACAGAUUAAUGGACGUGCCAAUUGUUACGAAAGCUUUAGUUUUCCAUGUGUUUUAUGUUUUAAGGUAAUAAUGUGGUACGCGUUUAUUUUAUUCUGGUUGUGCACAGACAAAAGGUUAGCAAUGAUUGCACUUAAUUCAAUAUGAACAUUGCUGUUGUAGUGGACAUUCGAGUCUAAAGCCAAGUUCAUCUAAAGGUUUUCUUUAGUGUACAUGGGAUUAGGUUGUCCUGUGUGUACUGGUGCUACUGUAAAGGCAGACGUCUAACAGUUUGUAGCUUAUAGAUUCGAUUCAUUUACAAUUUGGAUUUUUGGUUCGUGCCAAUAUUUAGCCCUGCCCUGGGAUUUAUUUACACAUCAACUUUUAUUUAUUUUUGUCUUUUUUUCCUCCCCUAAAUGUCAGGCAACAUUAUUCGCAAAUGCGUUAUUGGGUUUUCUAUUCAAUCGUGGUGAAACCCAAGUGGUUCAAAAUGUCUUCAUUUUGAACUUGGGAAAAAUAUGAUGAAAUCAUAUUUUUUUGGUUGUGCCUUGUUCAUUUUAGUCAUUUUUAAAUGUAGGUGUAUUAAUGUAUGUCAUAUAAAAUGUACAAAGGUAAAAUAUAAAUAAAACCACUCCAUUUGACAUUUUCUAAA
This is a messenger RNA of Paramisgurnus dabryanus, 1667 nucleotides long. RefSeq names its product tropomyosin 1 (alpha) (gene tpm1). The record is from RefSeq and is a predicted model, not a curated record. NCBI's taxonomy places the organism in Eukaryota, Metazoa, Chordata, Actinopteri, Cypriniformes, Cobitidae.